AUGGAACACUUGUGUCCGCAAAUUGAACAGUUGGUGUCGUGCUUCACGUGCAGCUCGCAAACGUUGCCGCCGUACCGGUUGUGCGCGAAGGCGCACGUCGGCUGUCCAUCGUGUAUCAAAUACAUGUCGUUGUGUGCUUGCGGUAGCCAUUUCCUCAAAAGUCCGAACACGAUAUUUGACUGGGUAGUGUCCGCCAUGAAGUUACAAUGCAAGUACAGAGCUAAUGACGUAGACGACGAUGUAGGGUCGUCCGGUCCAGAACAAGUUGACUGCGCGGACAGGUGGUUCACAGUCCAGGAACUUCGGGACCACUAUCUGACAGGUUGCACAAAGAAUUUAUUCACGUGUCCAUUGCAGAAUUGCGGUCACGUGGCCCGCGUUGACACCAUAACCGAUCAUUACGAAACGGUACACGGCCCGUUCGAGCCUCUUAGCUUCAACAACCAGCAGGCACCGAAAUGCGCCAUAUUCAAGUUACAUGCCAAGAAACAGUCACAAAUCUUAAAAAAGAUUUGCAAUGGAUAUUUUAUGUUUAGCGUUAAGAAGUUUCGUCGCAGGUACAACGAGUUCAACCCAAUACCACUGUCCAUGCAAAACAUCAAUCCUUCAGAUUCGCUCAAGUACACGUACACCGCAUUGUUGGAAUCGAACCAGAAAAUGAUUAUUGUCUCCGUAACAUUGGUAGAGCCGUACAAUUUCUGGCCUAAAAUUUAAAUGAGAUAUAGCGCUGCGGCUAA
Molecule: messenger RNA, 737 nt
Organism: Melanaphis sacchari
Lineage: Eukaryota; Metazoa; Arthropoda; Insecta; Hemiptera; Aphididae
Exons: 2
Coding region: 1-714 (237 amino acids)
Source: RefSeq, a predicted model, not a curated record